Scomber scombrus (Atlantic mackerel) is the source of this 1933-nucleotide messenger RNA. Its product is annotated as aldo-keto reductase family 1 member B1-like. The record is from RefSeq and is a predicted model, not a curated record. NCBI's taxonomy places the organism in Eukaryota, Metazoa, Chordata, Actinopteri, Scombriformes, Scombridae. Gene Ontology annotation, cellular component: cytosol. Bases 78 to 1028 code for a protein of 316 amino acids. Gene Ontology annotation, molecular function: aldose reductase (NADPH) activity. The transcript has 10 exons.
CUAGUAGUGUGCUCUCCAUUUGCGCUCUCUAGUCGACUGUUACGACGACUCUCAGGCUCUGCUCGUCCCGUGGAAAAAUGGCAACAACCGUGAAAUUGAACAGCGGUGCACCAAUGCCCAUUGUUGGACUGGGUACGUGGAAGUCUCCCCCUGGAAAGGUUACAGAGGCGGUGAAAGCAGCCAUCUCAGCAGGAUACAGACACAUCGAUGGAGCAUUUGUCUACCAGAAUGAGGCAGAGGUGGGAGAGGGUGUUCAGGCCAUGAUCAAGGAUGGAGUGGUCAAGAGAGAGGAUCUGUUCAUUGUUAGCAAGCUGUGGUGCACUUUCCAUGAGAAGUCAAUGGUGAGGCAAGGCUGUGAGAAGACUCUCAGUGAUCUUAAACUGGACUAUCUAGACCUUUAUCUUGUGCACUGGCCCAUGGGUUUCAAGGCUGGCACUGAGCUCUUUCCUUUGGACAGCGCAGGAGAGACGAUCAACGAUACUACUCAUUUCCUGGAGACAUGGGAGGGGAUGGAGGAACUGGUGGAUGCUGGUUUGGUCAAAGCUAUCGGUAUCUCCAACUUCAACAAGGAGCAGAUUGAAGCCAUCCUCAACAAGCCAGGCCUCAAAUACAAGCCUGCCAACAACCAGGUGGAGUGCCACCCUUACCUGACCCAAGAGAAACUGAUCAACUACUGCCACUCUCAGGGCAUCUCAGUGACAGCUUACAGUCCCCUUGGGUCCCCUGACAGACCCUGGGCUAAGCCAGAAGACCCUUCACUUUUGGAGGAUCCCAACAUUAAGGCUAUUGCUGAGAAGCACAAGAAGACAUCCGCUCAGGUACUGAUCCGCUUCCAAAUCCAAAGGAACGUGAUUGUGAUUCCCAAGUCGAUCACACCUCAUCGCAUUCAGGAGAAUUUCCAGGUGUUUGACUUUGAACUAACCGAGGAGGAAAUGAAAACUAUAUUAGGAUUCAACAGGAAUUGGAGAGUCUGUCCCAUGCAAUGGAGCACGAAGCACAAGGACUAUCCAUUCAAUGCUGAAUUCUGAAAUGAAAAAUGCUGAUUUUCCACAGGAUUGCAGUGGGUGCUGGGGUUUCCUUCUCUGUGCUCUAGACUGCUUGCUUUCAUAUAGUUUAGAGCAGGUGGCCUUGCGUCCAUUUUUCAUUAUUGUUACAUGUCUCAGGAGAAAUGUUUUUUUGUUACCCAGUUCAUCUCCUUACAGUUUUACAUACUCUCCAAAAACGUAUUUAUAGCCAAGAUGAAAAGCUCAAAAUAAAUGCAUAGAAAUUGAUAUCAUGUUGAGUUUUGUGCUCAAUUGGGACUCUUUGCACAAGAGCUUAUUUGUUUUCUGUCUGUGGAAAAAUCUACUUUUAGUUUGUUGUCAACAUGCCAUGUUAAGUUACUGAAGAAUAAAAUUUGUUCCAUAUAGUUUUACAUGUUUGUUGUAUCAAAUGUAAGAAGAAAGGAAAAGCUCCAGUAAUUCUUACAGCCAAACCACACGCAAAAGUCAGUAUUUAAAUCAAAGCACAUUUUUUAUACCAAAAACAUUAUAUAUCCAGACAUGUAAGUGUCUUCAAAAGCACUCCUCGUUUUACUAAACCUGUCGUUCUCCCCAUGUUGUCUGUCAUAACAGUGUUUUUCCUGUUUUGACUGCAAAGAAUUUAUUCCUAUCCCAGCAUUUUUUUUUGACAUGUCUCACAAUGAUGAAGCACUUUCCAAUAUUUGAGUCAUAUGUGGUGCUUCAUGAUAAAUCAUAUAAUAACUGUUAUGAAAUACUUGCUUUCACUUCCUGUGUGAGCUGUCUGUAAAGCAUUACAAUACUGUCCUGUGGAUGAAAAUAAAGUGAAGAAAUCACUCAAGCAAGUGCACUGUUUAUGCCUCUGAAUGCCCACUAGGGGUCAGAAAAGCCAAUGGUGUAACUAAGAAGAGGAAUACAUGAGCUGCUGUUUGGCA